ACAGCCCAAUACACACACACAACGAGCACCUGCCAUCUCUUUUCCUCUUCGUACACGCACUUUUUGCACUUGAGCUAUAUCAGAAGGCUGUGUGUGUGUGUGUGUGUGGAUGGAGUGGUGACAGAGUUUCUGAACCCGGUGUAAAAGGCUAAUUCUCGGGGCUGUGGUCUGAUGAAACGGUUUUUUUUGACGGCAGGAAAACUUUGGUAACUCGUAGCUACUAAAGAACCCCUGGGCAGCCUCCGUCAGAUGGACAGAAAGACGCCGCGGCUGCUCGUUUCUCGCCGCUGUGUGUGUGCGGGGAUUCACGGAUAGCUUCGUCCGACACUGCGGAAUGUAACGAGCAGCGCGAGCGCCUCAGCCGCCGGAGUUACCUGUAGUGAAGUCUCGGAAGGUUAACUCUGCUGUCAUUUCCAUGGAGACGACCCGGGCCCUCCUCCCACUCCUCCUCCUCUUACUGAGUGUGUGUGCGCACAGUUGUCAUGGCAACCUCCGCCCGACCCCCAGAGUGUAUCUGUCUUACAAAGAGCUGCUGGAAACGAGGACCAUCCGGCCAUUCAGCUUCUCUUUCAAUACCAGCGACUACCGAAUCCUCCACAUGGACCAGGACCAGGGCCGCCUUUACCUGGGCAGCUGUGAAUAUAUAGUCUCUCUGGACAUGCAGAACAUCAACAAGGAGCCACUUAUUAUCCACUGGCCUGCUACUGUCCAAAGAAAAGCGGAGUGCAAGAUGGCAGGAAAAGGAGGACAAGGAGAGUGUGCAAACUUUGUGCGCCUGAUUGAGCCAUGGAACAGGACUCAUCUGUACACAUGUGGCACUGGAGCUUACAAGCCCAUCUGUACCUUUGUCAACAGAGGCUGGAAGGCUGAGGAAUACCUCUUCCGACUGGUGCCUGGCCACGUGGACUCUGGGAAGGGAAAAUGCCCCUAUGAUCCACGCCAAGAAAAUGCUGCCGCUCUAAUCAAUGGGAACCUGUAUGCUGGAGUGCAUGUAGACUUCAUGGGCACAGACCCAGCCAUAUUCAGGACUCUAGGAGACAGACCUGCUGUCAGGACAGAGCAGUAUGACUCACGGUGGCUUAAUGAUCCAGUGUUUGUAAAAAUUCAGAAAAUUCCAGAUAGUACAGAGAAGAAUGAUGACAAGCUGUAUUUUUUCUUUCGGGAAAAGAGUUUGGAUGCAGCAGGGGGCAGCACCCCCAGUGUAUUGGCCCGAGUGGGCAGAGUUUGUCUGAAUGAUGAUGGGGGUCAAAGGUCGCUGGUAAAUAAGUGGACAACUUUCCUGAAGGCACGUCUGGUCUGUUCUGUAAUUGGGACGGAUGGAGUCGAGACAUAUUUUGAUGAACUAAGGGACGUCUUCAUUCAUCGGACUCAUGAUGAACGCAAUCCCAUGGUGUAUGCUCUGUUCUCCACUGCUGGGUCUGUGUUUAAAGGUUCGGCAGUAUGUGUGUACUCCAUGUCUGACAUCAGAAAUGUCUUUAAUGGACCCUUUUCUCAUAAACAUGGACACAAUUACCAGUGGACACCUUACACUGGAAAAAUUCCUUACCCACGCCCCGGGACAUGCCCUGGAGGAACAUUUACUCCCGGAGUCCACAGCACCAAAUCCUUCUCUGACGAAGCUGUCAACUUUGUGCGUGCUCAUCCUCUUAUGUACCAUCCCAUAUACCCUACACACAAGCGCCCCCUGGUGGUGCGGACAGGCGUGGACUACCGCUUCACCACCAUCGCUGUGGACAUGGUGGAUGCUGUGGAUGGGAGAUAUGAGGUGCUCUUUCUGGGAACAGACAGAGGAACAGUCCAAAAGGUGAUUGUACUUCCGAAAGAUACGAGCACGACAGAAGAGCUCAUUCUUGAAGAGGUGGAAGUUUUUAAGACACCGGCACCAGUGAAAACUCUGAAAAUUUCCUCUAAAAGGCAACAGCUGUAUGUGUCAUCGGCACGAGGACUUACCCAGGUAUCUUUGCACCGGUGUCCUGCUUAUGGUAAAGCCUGCUCAGACUGUUGCCUGGCCAGAGACCCCUACUGUGCCUGGGAUGGAGAGAGUUGCUCUGCUUUCACCCCCGCCACCAAGAGGAGAAGCAGGAGACAGGAUAUCAAACAUGGCGACCCGUUACGUCAGUGCAGGGGCUUCAACUCGAAAGUAGAGAAGCGUCUAAGGGAGACGGUGCAGUUUGGGGUGGAGGGCAGCAGUGCAUUUUUGGAGUGCCAGCCCAGGUCUCCUCAGGCUACUGUGAAGUGGUUCUGUCAGAAAAAUGGCAAGCGUAAAGCGCUCAAUCGUGAUAAAGAUGUCCUGAAGACGGCUCAUGGCAUCCUGCUGAAAUCCCUUAGCCAAUCAGACGCCGGCCUGUACCACUGCCUGGCCACAGAGAACAACUUCAAGCACACAGUGGCCCGUGUAGCUCUGCGCAUCCUUGACCGUGAGAUUGUGGAGGCCCUGACAGCUCCGGACGGCCCCUCAGAUCCCGAGCGCCAUCACCAGCACGACAAGCAGCACCACCCACCUCCUCCUCCACCCCCACCUCAAACCCUGCCCCCACCUGCCCAGAUACACCCACACCCCGAGGUGACGCUCAUCAACCAGUACUGCCAGUCCUACUGGAAGCAGCCUCACAAGCCCAAGCGCACGAGCCGCAGGCAUACGGAGAAACAAGAGUCCGAGGAGCUGCAGGUGCAGUGAUCAUGUUGAGUGAAAAUUCUCACAAAGCCACUUUUUUUGGUUGUGUUCUGUGCAUUGUAUGAGCAGGCAGAAUCACUAAAAACUGUUUAUAAGCUUCAUGUCAUGUUCAUCUCCUGGGGCCAUGCACAAGGUCAAAACCGAUAGACGUAUUUUACAAAUUGGGAAUUUUACCCUGCAUGUUGGAUAUUGGGUAAGACGCAUGGUGCUGUACCUUCAGCUCGGCUUGUCUAAAGUUACAUGUCUACAAGUUUGCAGUGCAGUGCGUUUUGGAAUAAUUUGCAUACACUGAGCUAGCAGUUUAGCAGGUAGGCUAUACCUAGAUUAUACAUUGUACCGACACACUGAUUUAUUACUGGUUUCAUUGAUUAUCAGUCACAUCUGCCUGUAGUAAGUGUAUAAGUUCAAAAACACCACACACACACAGAAAACUGAUUCACACCAGCAUUAAGUAUAUAAAGAUUCGUCUGUUUUGUUUACCAGUGACAAUUAAAAGAAAAAUCAGUGUUCCAUCAUAAACAUUGCAGUUGUGUAACUCUGCUGCUUUGCAGUGCUUGUAUUUAAAGCUUGUUGUGUUGCGUCAGACGAUUGUGAGUCCUAAGUGUGUGAAAAAUGCUGUGCAGGACUUCCAUAUGAUUCCACCCUGUUUCACGGCACAGCCGUCUGCCGAUUCAUCAAAAAGCAGCCUUUUGGUCCUGGAUUGGGAUGUAAUUAUGACAUGCAUUACGCUGACCAAUAUUUAUGUUCUCAAGACCAAGGGGGAUUUAUAAACAGGAUGUGUAAAGGUAAAUAUGUUGCGUUCCUUUUCAGUCUUUGGUAGCAAGUAUUCUUGAGCUCGUCUGCAUCAGACAAAUCACAGCUGCAAAUUUUGAACUCAAGUGUCAUGAUUUGUUUAUAUAUUCGAUUUAAUCGCAAACAGUGUUUAUAACCAUUUUCGCAAGAGCUAAAAUCCUAAGUGGCAUUAUCACCAAGUAACUCAAAGUAAAUAUUACUCGAAAGGCUAACUAGUGAAAAAAAGACAUAAAAGAAAACGACUAGGAUUUGGAGGUGGUUGUAGGUUCGCCGUUUUGAACAGGAAGGAUGGGAUACGUUCCAGCAAGAUAGAUGUAUGGACCAAAAUCUGCUCCAGCCUCCUGUCAUAGUAAGAGGGAUUUGGAAGAAAAUAUAAAUACUGUAGAGAAAGCUGUGAAUGCUUAAAAAAAAUGAAGCACUAGUUCACACACAAAAAAAAAGAAAGAAAAAGAAUGUUAUGAAUGAGUCAAAUAGACUUUUAUGGCUGUGGUACUUUUUUUUGCAUAUGAAUACAAGCACAUGAUUCAAGGGGAAUAGAACAGUCUACUUGUUUCUGUCGUAUGAAACAAAGUCUUGGACUGGGAAAGUAAUGUGGGACAACUAUGUAAGGUAUUUUCCUUGCAUAAUCAGGCCAUAUUUUGGUGGGAAUUUCUGUAACUUAUUAUUGUUGCAUCUUCCAGAUAAGACACGCCGUAUUUGAACUUUGUAACAUAAAAAUAGUAGUUCCGUAACUUUUGCACCUUUUGCAUAUCAGUGGUAGAUGUUUUCUGUGGUCAGCUGUGGUCUUGUGCUUGUGUAUAAAGGCAGCCCUCGUGCUUGGCUACGUGUAUGAUUAUUACACAUGUACAUAGAAGUGAUAGGUAUUUGAGUGUUGGUUAAGGUUUAACUCUAACCUCUCUCUCUCCACACAACAUAUUUAUUUUAAGAAUGUACAUAUUCAUGGCCGUCGUCCUCUUUGGUGGUGGAAUAUGACUGCGGAGAGCAGAUUUUAUUGUGUGUACUCACUAACAGGACCAGAAUAUACAGGCUUGCAAAGAUGCUUGUCGCAAAAAGGUGCAAGGUUUCUUUUUCUUUCUGCAGUUGUGACAAUAACUGGUGGUAUAGUCUGUUCCACUAGCAUGUUUUUUUUUUGGCACUAUGAUGAAUUCAGCGUGAGAAAGAUUUAGAUAAAGUUUAAAUGCAGUUCAAACUGACAAAUAAGUGGGAAAAUGUAAAAUGUAAACUUGUCAAUUGACUGGAAGAAAUAAAAUAACAUUAUUGAAAUUCAUUUUAUAUGAAAAGAUUAUGGACAUGGACAAAAUUCAAAACGCCUCAUCAGUUAUAUAUAUGCUGGAAAGCACAGACAUGUCUGGGGGCUAGCACAAAAGUCCAAGCCGUAAUAGUUUCCAGUCAUUUAAAUGUUAUUAUAGUGAAAGAUAUGGGCUUUUCGAGGAAAUGUGGGAUGCAACACAGAUGAUGUUUGUUUUUCUGUAUCUUUGCUCAAGUGGCUGCAUAUUACAAUAAUUCUCUUAUGUAUUCACUGUGUUUUUAUUAGCUUAAGUUAACGUGGUCAUUUGUAAUAAAUAAUAUUUUAUUAUGAUGAUAUUGUGAGGUUGGAAAUACUUAUAGAUGUUUUAUAAUCAUAACAAUAAACUGCUGUAUUUGUUCUUAUUUAA
This is a messenger RNA of Neoarius graeffei (lesser salmon catfish), 5121 nucleotides long. RefSeq names its product sema domain, immunoglobulin domain (Ig), short basic domain, secreted, (semaphorin) 3Gb (gene sema3gb). The coding region runs from base 416 to 2677 and encodes 753 amino acids. Gene Ontology annotation, biological process: axon guidance; neural crest cell migration; positive regulation of cell migration. The transcript is spliced from 18 exons. Gene Ontology annotation, molecular function: chemorepellent activity; semaphorin receptor binding. The record is from RefSeq and is a predicted model, not a curated record. Lineage: Eukaryota; Metazoa; Chordata; Actinopteri; Siluriformes; Ariidae.